CCGGCGGACGAAGGGAAAAGUGCAGCGGCCUUAGCAGCUUGUCGAACUUUGGCUGAAGAGCUAAGCGAACAACGUUUCCCGGCUCCUAGAAUUCUUUCUUUCAAAGAGGGAAGCUCACAAGCUCGAUACUUCGUAUCUCGUCUAAUUCCGGCUCAUAAAGAUCCUCCCUAUGAGCAGGAGGCGAGAUUCGCUCAACUCCGCUCAUUAUCCACCGCUCAAAGAGCGAGAUUGAAGGCGAGUUUCUUCCACACCGACGAUCCGAGCUUCUGCGAGUGGAUGCGGAGCUUCAAACUGGCCGCUCCCGAACCGAGCUAACGCCGAAGAAUGACAAGUCACCGAGUUCAGACACCUCACACGAUACUUGCUGAUUUGUCCGCAGGUACAUCUUCUUCCUCCAUUCAUGGAGUUCAUAGAAAAUUUAAUGAUGAAGAUUCGAGGCAGCUUCAGAUCUUUCCAUUAUAUCAAAUUUAGAAAAAUUUCAUUGGAGCUUCCUGCAAGUAAAUAUUGCUUGAAAUAUAUUUAAGAUUUUGAGUGGAAGAGAUGAAUAAGGAAUUAUUGUUCAUUUGAAAUUGCAUUUGUUGUCGCUUGCUCUAUUUUUCCCUAUCCCUUCGGUGUAAACUGUAAUUUGCUUUUGUGGCCUGAGUGCUGGUAGGAAAU
This is a messenger RNA of Phalaenopsis equestris, 657 nucleotides long. RefSeq lists its product as uncharacterized. Gene Ontology annotation, molecular function: GTPase activator activity. The transcript has 3 exons. Gene Ontology annotation, cellular component: COPII vesicle coat; endoplasmic reticulum exit site. The record is from RefSeq and is a predicted model, not a curated record. The annotation marks the transcript as partial. Lineage: Eukaryota; Viridiplantae; Streptophyta; Magnoliopsida; Asparagales; Orchidaceae. Gene Ontology annotation, biological process: COPII-coated vesicle cargo loading.